Fusarium verticillioides 7600 is the source of this 3024-nucleotide messenger RNA. RefSeq lists its product as hypothetical. Gene Ontology annotation, molecular function: DNA-binding transcription factor activity, RNA polymerase II-specific; RNA polymerase II cis-regulatory region sequence-specific DNA binding. The transcript is spliced from 2 exons. The record is from RefSeq and is a predicted model, not a curated record. Bases 1283 to 2185 code for a protein of 300 amino acids. Gene Ontology annotation, biological process: regulation of transcription by RNA polymerase II. Lineage: Eukaryota; Fungi; Ascomycota; Sordariomycetes; Hypocreales; Nectriaceae.
UUUUUGCACUGUAGACCUGCAUCUUGUUUGCCUGUUUGGUAUUCGAUAGCGGAUGUUGGCAUGCAUAAUGGGACCCGUAUAGCCGUAGUAGCCCUGGAAGAUGUGACAAGUCUACAUAGCGCUGAUCUUUCUUUUGUUUUCUUUUUUACUCUCUUCUCUCUUAUUAUCUCCCUCUCGUGAUAACCAACAAGCCAUGAAUUACUGUCUCAUGCGUGGGCUGUUUUGUCGUGACGCCCCUGUUGAGCCCAAAUACCUACAGCACAGUCAGUACCUGUGCUCCAGUCCCACUGUUCGGACCUUAUCCACCAAUGAUGACCAUCGGACUUGGAACCGACGAAUCUCAUCCAAUCAUGACCCCCGACGCCUCAGUUUUCACAGUCUCCCCUCACGCGCUGCUAGCCUCGUCUGGGUCUAGUAGUUCGUGAGGAACUUCGGGGAGAAAUGCUCCAGGUAUUGCUGCAACCGUCUCAUGACACUGAGGAGGGAGAUCUUUGUUUGCCCCAAUGUCUCACGGCUUGUUUGGUUGGCUUUGGCUGUUUUUGUUUUCGUGGGGAUGCGCACUGAUAUCUACAGUGCCCAUCCUUCAAAGCCUUGAUGCAGUUUUCUCCUCGGUGAACUCUAUGUCAUAAUAUACUGCCGUGAGACUUUUAAUUUGAGCUUCAUUUACUGGGGUACUUCUAUCACAUUUGUACAUUACCAGAAUAUCCAACCCAAUCAUCAAUGGCAUCUCCUGCUAUCCCCGCCGGCAAUGCUCUGAAUUGCUUUCUCAGCGUAGCUUAAGCCGGAUUCUUCACUAGAAAGUGACACAUCUGGCUUAAAGUCCACUCUUAUCAACCCCUCUAGCCCCUCACACCCCUGACUCCAGACCCCAGUUGCGUGCACCUAUCUACUAUGUACAUAUCCCCAAGGCUAAACUCAUUGCAUACUUGAUGGCUUGGGCUUGGUGGUCAGUUCCCCUCUCAUGUCUUGUCUUGCCUUAUCCUGACUUUGGCAAACACCAGAUUUCGUGCUACAGUACGUUGGUACUGUAUGAUGGUAUGCUAGACGCUCGCCAUUUGUUUCUUGGCCCCCUCUUGGCUCCCCCAUUGCCCCCCUAACCAGGUCCUCCACCCUUCUUCUAUGCUUAUCUUAUUUAAAACAUUUGCUCCUCGCCUCAAUUUGCAGGGUCCAAGCUUCAUUCCUGGUAGCACAUUUUAUCUCCAAUACGGUUCCUGACUUGACUAAAACUACAGGGCCUGACUCGACUAAGCUGUCUAACAGCAACACUAUCCAAGCUGCAGAGAUGAGUACAGUUUACCCUCCAUUUCAACCACGCCAUCCUCCCAAUGAUGGCAGCCAGCCCUGCGACCCAAACAUGCAGCUCAUGGCCCAAGAUCCAUCGGGCAUGAAUCUGUACGGCACGCUUCCCCAUAGCGCUUGGGAGCAAUGGUGGUCCCCCGAGAACAAUGCCUUUGCCGAAGCAUUAAAUGUGGCCGCCCCAAAUGCCUGCGCGCAAGAACACCACCAACGACACGCUCAGUACACCUACGAUCAGGACUCAUCGACGCAAUGGGCAUCCCCUUCAACCUCAACGCACACUUAUCCCGUCCCAUCUCUUUCCACAUAUCCUUCCACAGAGUCGACGAGUGUAGAGAAUGCGAUGGGGGACUCCGAAAGCCGUCGAGGCUCUUCAUCAACCCAGCCCGACAAACGAAAACGUAAUGCGAGUCGAUCCACAGCCUCGAAAGCUCCAAAACGCGCGUCAACUCGUAAGACAACCAAAACAGAAGCAGUACCGGGAAAGCCGAAAGGACGCGGCAAAGGGAAGGCAGUUGCCAAGCCGCAACCUACGAUAUCACCGUCCCCUGAUCCGGAGGAAGAACUCGACGAGCACAGCAAAAAGGUUCAGGAGAGAAACCGCAUCGCCUCCAACAAAUUCCGCGUCAAGAAGCGUGAAGACGCCAAGAAGCUUCGAGCCGACGAAAAAGAGAUGGAGAAAACAAACCGCGACUUGUCAAGCUGCGUGUCCGAACUCACGAUGCAGGUCUACGAACUCAAGAUGAGACUAUUACAGCACACGGACUGCGAAUGUCACUUGAUCCAAAACUACAUUGCGAAUGAAGCGCAUCGAUAUAUCCAAGACCUGGGCGAAGGAAAGCAGAACCACGCGACCCCGCCGCUUUGCCCAUACAACCAGCACAAUUGAGAAAGGCAUCUAUAUAUGAUUAUAAUAUACGAGGACGAUGAUUAUGACGAGUCGAUACGAUAAAAGGGUCGGUCGGCAAUCUGAAGGGUUUAUUAAUUAAAAUGCAGCGGAGGAGUCAAUGUGAUUUGCCAGACCCAAAAGAAGAUAUCGAAUACGAUGGGAUGAUAUCUUACACUUCUUGGGUUUCUUUUUCUUUCCUUUUAUUUUACAACCAAUUGUUUUCCUGCGAAUUUUAUGGGAUUGACAUGUUCAAAUGGCAUUAGGAGUUAUCGCAGUAAGAGGCAAAUGGACUUCACUGGCUCCGUUAAAUGGCAAUUGCCGCAUGCAAAUUUAUGCUCUACUGCUUGUAUUACUUGUCACCUUGAAUCGAAUCAUGUCGUGAUAUCUGGCCUGUAUCACCUUAUCCGACCGUAAAACAUGUCAAUACAAAACUGGACAAUGUCAUAGCACGAGAACCGCUCAAAGACCCAACGGUCGCAUGCCUCGCAGUCUCGUCUCUUGUCUGUUCACAAUGUCCCGAACGUUGAACUUUUUUCUCGCCACUCGAAUCCACUGCAGCUUGUUAGGCUAUUGAUGAGCCCAAAGACACUCCAACUGAGAGCGGAAUGGUAGCACAAUCACAGACAUGCAUGCUCUCGUUCCGCCACCAACAAUCUUAUAUACUUUCGCUAACUCUAAGGCCCUGAUCAGUAUCUAAUAUAAUAUGUUAGAAUCCCUAUUUUAAAAGUAAUAUAGUAUAGAUCCUGUUAGAUUAGUUAAUCUAGUUAGGCUUAUUACUAACUAAUCUACAAAAUCCUUUCCUAAGGAGCUAAUAUUAGCCUUAUAAUAAUUUAACUACC